AUGGCCCUGGAGCAGGCAUUGCAGGCGUCGCGUCAGGGGGACCUAGAGACCCUGAAGGCGCUGCAGCGAGCCGGCUCGUUGCUGCCCACUCUGCGUGACCCGCUGGAUGCUCUGCCUGUGCACCACGCAGCCCGGGCGGGCAAACUUCACUGCCUGCGCUUUCUGGUGGAGGAGGCGAACCUGCCCGCCACUGCCCGCGCCAGAAACGGAGCCACCCCAGCCCACGACGCCGCAGCCACCGGCCACCUCGCCUGUCUUCAGUGGCUCCUCACACAGGGCGGCUGUAGCGUGCAGGACAAAGACAAUUCUGGUGCCACAGUCCUCCAUCUGGCUGCCCGCUUUGGUCACCCUGAGAUAGUGGACUGGCUGCUUCGCUAUGGAGAGAGCGACCCCGCCUCAGCCACAGACACAGGAGCCCUGCCCAUUCACUAUGCUGCCGCCAAGGGAGACUUCCCCUCACUUCGACUUCUCGCAAGCCACUAUCCAAAGGGGAUAAGUGCCCAAACCAAGAAUGGUGCCACACCCCUCUACCUGGCCUGCCAGGAGGGCCAUCUGGAGGUGACACAGUACCUGGUACAAGAGUGUGAGGCUGACCCACACACACGUGCCAGUGAUGGGAUGACCCCUCUUCACGCUGCUGCCCAGAUGGGCCACAGCCCCAUCAUCGUGUGGCUGGUGAGCUGCACUGAUGUCAGCCUUUCAGAGCAAGAUGAUGACGGGGCCACUGCCAUGCAUUUUGCUGCCAGCCGGGGCCAUGCCAAGGUGCUCAGCUGGCUGCUGCUACAUGGCGGGGAGAUAACCACUGACUUGUGGGGUGGGACCCCCCUGCACGAUGCUGCUGAGAACGGGGAGCUGGAGUGCUGCCAGAUCCUAGUAGUGAAUGGGGCAGAAUUGGAGAUCCGAGAUCGGGAUGGUUACACGGCUGCCGACCUCUCGGACUACAAUGGUCACAGCCACUGUACCCGCUACCUGCGCACCGUGGAGAACAUGAGUGUGGAACAUCGAGUCCUAUCCCGGGACCCAUCUGGAGAGCCAGAGGGCAAGCAGCCAGACUCAGGCAUGUCUUCACCCAACACCACCAUGUCAGCUCAACCCCCACACUUCGACCUCUGCUCUCCCACAAGCACUCUCUCCAACUACGACUCCUGUCCUUCCAGCCGCUCCAGCACCCGAGGCCACCACCCUUUCCUGGCAGGGCUGCGCAACUCGACAGUCACAGACAUGCAGACCUACAUGGACAUGCUGAAUCCUGAGAUGGGCUUUCACGGCAGGAAGAAGGGAGGCCCUACCACCCCCCCACCCCCACCCAGCUUCCCUCCACCACCCCCUCCUCCUGGCACUCAAAUGCCCCCGCCCCCUCCCGCCUAUCCAGCUCCCAAGCCCCCCAGUGGGCAGCACACUGCUGAUAUCUACGUUCAGGCCAAGAGCAAACUUCGGCAUGUGGAGAGAGAGGCUCUGAAGCGGGAGCUGAGUUCCCGCGACCGCCACGACGGGCUGCGGCGGGUGGACUCGGGCCGGAAGUCCCGCAGCUUUGGCAAACAGCCCAGCACCGGGGACUAUUACCGCCAGCUCGGCUUCGGCCCCGGGGAGCCCCUGGCAGCCAGUCUGGGGAUGGCCCAUAGCGAGGAGGUGAGAGCCUCGCAGCCCAGCCCAGCCUUGCCCCCCAGACUGUGUGCUCACUCUCUCUUUUCCUCAUGCCCCCAGGCCGCCCUCCUCUCCGGUAGCCACGUGCACAACGGCAGCGUCGCAGACCACAGGGUGUCCAGGGACCUCCCGCCCCCGCCCCCGCCCCCGCCGCUGCCCGAGGCCCUGAGUGCACCACCCCCACCGCCUCCUCUGCCCAUCGAAGGGUCCGGGACUGUCUGCAGCCAGCGCCGCUCCUCCUCAUCCACGGGCAGUACCAAGUCCUUCAAUAUGAUGUCCCCAACGGGAGACAACUCUGAACUCCUGGCAGAGAUCAAAGCAGGAAAGAGCUUGAAGCCAACACCCCAGAGCAAGGGCCUCACCACAGUCUUCUCAGGCAGUGGACAGCCCCCUUCUCUGUCUCCAUCACUACCCCGGGCCAGGAGCCCCACUCCACCAGCCAGCUCCAUUCCUGGGGCAGGCGGAGGCCCUCAUCAGCCUGUCCUCAAUGGCAGUGUGGCCCCACCACUGACUCCGGCACAGAACUUGCAGCUGGAUGUUGAGACGUUGAUCCCCACACAUGAUGAGCAGGGCCGCCCCAUUCCCGAAUGGAAGAGACAAGUGAUGGUUCGGAAGCUACAGAUGAAGAUGCAGGAGGAAGAGGAGCAGAGGCGAAAGGAGGAGGAGGAGGAAGCCCGUCUGGCCAGCAUGCCUGCCUGGAGGAGGGACAUUCUUCGGAAGAAGUUGGAAGAGGAGAGGGAGCAAAAACGAAAAGAGGAGGAGAAAGUUAGGCAGGAGGAGGAGCGGCGAGAGAAGGAGCAGUCCGAGAAGCUCAGGACCCUGGGGUAUGACGAGACCAAACUGGCGCCCUGGCAGAGACAGAUAAUCCUGAAGAAAGGAGACAUUGCGAAGCACUAGGUGCUGUGAGGGCCCUCCCUCCUCCUGCCCCUGCCCCAGCCUUUGCUGUGACACUCCCCGCCGGCCCCUCCCCCAGAGCUGCUGGGCAGGGGGCGAGAAUUGGGGAGAGAGGAUCGGGUUAGGGCUUAGAUCAAUGGUCUGGGCCCUGCCUCUAGCAGCAAGCACCGGCUCUGAAGCCCUUGCCCCUCUGUUUCUCUCCGACUCCCAGCCCCCACUCCAUUACCCCUCCCCCCCCCGGUAGGUUUUCUCCACCCUAGAUCCCUCGUUCAUCCCCCACCACCACCUCGGGAAACUGCGCCGCAGUCUGCUUACAAAAAGUGCCCAAGCUGUGGACUCAGAGAGAACCGCUGCUGAUUUGCAUGUUAAUUUGCAUAUUAUUUGCAUGUCCAUUGAAUGUCAAAAUGUACGAAUAUCUCUCAAACCCUGUGGGUGGUUGUUUCCCCCCCAGCUCCUUUUCUUGGUGCAGUCAGAUCUGCAGCCUCCGCCCUGACUCCUACUCCCCAAGUUCAGUGGGGCUGACCUAGUUCAGCCUUAGGGGAAAAGGGGGCGGCGGGGCGGAGACCGCAGGUUGGGUCGUGCCUAGAGAGCCUGGACUGCAGCCCUGUGGGGCCCAAAGGUUUUUCCUUUAAUUAGUACUCUCCUCCCCCUUCCAUCCAGGCUUUCCCCAACCCGUCGUUCGGGAUCAGGGCUCACUUCCUAUCCUGGCUUGGCCCGCCCUCCCUACCUUCCUCUGACAGUUUGCUUUCAGUCAUUUGUUUACCAGAAAGUGAAAGAAAAUUACCUACCCUGAGGCUCGAACGGGCACCCAGGGUGACCACCACACCUCCCCCCUCCCCCUGCCCUUCCCAUAUUUAUUCCAUGCCCACACGUAGCGUAAGCAGCCGCCUCUGGGGUACAGGCUUCCGCAGCUGCCAUAUCGCCCCCGUAAGCCCUCCCCCAACCCUGAGGCCCCUUCCCUAGGUCAUUGCCAAGGGAACUGUUGGGGGGAGGGGCGGGGAGAGGAGCAGGAUGGGGCUUUUGUGUUGUUUUUUUUCUAAAUGUUUUUGUCACUUUUCCUCCCGGCGCCCUCUGCGGAAAAGCCUCGACCCUAACCCCGCGUCCCCUGCCCUUUCUUUUCCUCCAUUAAAGGAAUCCACUGAUUGUCCCAGGCUUGGGAAGGGGUUUCUCUCUCGCUCACUCAGUCAUUUUGCGCUUUUUCCUUGUUUCUGCCAAACUCGGUGAUCUGGAGGGAGAGACUGGCACCCCUAUGGGAGGUGGGUGGAAACAAAGGCGAUCUGGGAUUCAACUUUCCUACGGAGAAGGACAGAGACUCCAAGGAGCCCCCGGGGAAAUGGAAAGAGAAACAUUUUGGGUGCCCUCUCCGUGCUGCCCAGGCCACUAGUUCAUUCGGGCACGGUUGCCCCCAGUAACUUGUUCCCAGUUCAUUACGCCUUGAGCGUCCUUGAAG
Messenger RNA from Dromiciops gliroides (monito del monte), 3988 nucleotides. RefSeq names its product espin (gene ESPN). Lineage: Eukaryota; Metazoa; Chordata; Mammalia; Microbiotheria; Microbiotheriidae. The transcript is spliced from 14 exons. The record is from RefSeq and is a predicted model, not a curated record. Gene Ontology annotation, biological process: actin filament bundle assembly. Gene Ontology annotation, cellular component: cytoplasm. Gene Ontology annotation, molecular function: actin filament binding. The coding region runs from base 1 to 2541 and encodes 846 amino acids.